AUGUCAUUCUGUGGGAUUAGGCCUAUAUAUCGCCACGCCACAACACACCUCGCCACACACACCACACCUCGCCACACACCUCGCCACAACACACCACAACACACCUCGCCACAACACACCACACUUCGCCACAACACACCUCGCCACAACACACCUCGCCACGCCACAACACACCUCGCCACAACACACCACAACACACCUCGCCUCACCACAACACACUCGCCACACACCUCGCCUCGCCACACACCUCGCCACAACACACCUCGCCUCGCCACAACACACCACAACACACCUCGCCUCACCACAACACACCUCGCCACACACCUCGCCUCGCCACACACCUCGCCACAACACACCUCGCCCCGCCACAACACACCUCGCCACGCCACAACACACCUCGCCACAACACACCACACCUCGCCACAACACACCUCGCCACAACACACCUCGCCACAACACACCUCGCCACACCACACCUCGCCACACCACACCUCGCCUCAACACACCUCGGCACAACACACCUCGGCACAACACACCUCGGCACAACACACCUCGGCACAACACACCUCGCCACACCUCGCCUCAACACACCUCGGCACAUCACACCUCGCCACACCACACCUCGCCACACCACACCUCGCCACAACACACCUCGGCACAACACACCUCGGCACAACACACCUUGGCACAACACACCUCGCCACACCUCGCCUCAACACACCUCGGCACAUCACACCUCGCCACAACACACCUCGCCACAUCACACCUCGCCACAUCACACCUCGCCACACCUCACCACACCUUACCUCGCCAUACCACAUCACACCUCACCACAUCACUUCACAACACACCUCGCCACAUCACAACACACCUCGCCACACCACACCUCGCCACACCACACCUCGCCACAUCACACCUCGCCACAUCACAACACACCUCGCCACAUCACAACACACCUCGCCACACCACACCUCGCCACACCACACCUCGCCACACAUCACACCAUGUCUCAUCAAGGGCAAAGGUUAA
Messenger RNA from Oncorhynchus tshawytscha (Chinook salmon), 1029 nucleotides. Its product is annotated as histidine-rich glycoprotein-like. The transcript has 2 exons. Bases 1 to 1029 code for a protein of 342 amino acids. The record is from RefSeq and is a predicted model, not a curated record. NCBI's taxonomy places the organism in Eukaryota, Metazoa, Chordata, Actinopteri, Salmoniformes, Salmonidae.